UGGCCGAGGAAGAAGCUGAGCCUCGGUCCCUUUAAAUGCGCACGCCCCGCCCUCUCUCACGGAGCUCCGCCAGCCUCCUUAACUGCUCAGAUCUCAGGCGGGGAACCAGAGCCGUACGUCGGGUCAUUCGUGAGAUGUAGUUGAACUGCCUCUAUGGACCAGGACGGCAACCCCUAAAACGGCCCUUGGUUUCCGUAUUUCUCGGUUCCUUUAUCCGAUUCUGGAGCUCGAAUGGACGUCGCUGAGCUGAAAGGGGGGGAGGAAGAAGCCUCAGCGUGUUUGAGCGGUCUGCCCGGAGCGGAGGGGAAUGUUGGAUCCGAGCGUGUCGGCUGAGUGGAAGUGGAGGUGGUGGCCAGGGGAUAAAAGUGAACUUCAGCUCUGCGAUUUCUCCUCAUUCUCUCCCCCACCACCAGCCUAAAGUCCCAUCGGUGGAUUCCCACACACCGAUUCCCCGAUGAGAAGCCCUCACCCGCUGGGAGGCUGCGCGAUGGUGACCGUGACGAUGAGUAAGAGCGCCGAGUGGCUGCAGGAAGAGCUGGAGUCCGGGGCCGCCGCGCUUCUGCUGCUCGACUGCCGGCCGCACGAACUCUACGAGUCGUCGCACGUCGAGGCGGCCAUCAACGUGGCCAUCCCUGGCCUCAUGCUGCGCAGGCUGAAGAAGGGCAACCUGCCCAUCCGCUCCAUCAUCCCCAACAAUGAGGAUAAGGAGAAGUUCGUCAAGCGCUGUAAAAGCGACGUGGUGCUGCUUUACGACGAGGCCGGCCCCGAGAGACUGGAGUCCGGGCUGGGAAGCUCUGUGCUCGGGCUGCUCCUGCAGAAGCUGCGGGACGACGGAUGCAAGGCUUUCUACCUGGAAGGAGGUUUCAAUAAGUUCCAGUCCGAGUUCCCCGAACACUGCGAGACCAACUUGGACUGUUCGUGUCCCAGCAGCUCCCCGCCGUCGUCAGUCCUCGGGCUGGGAGGCCUCCGCAUCAGCUCCGACUGCUCGGACGGCGAAUCGGACCGCGAGCCGGUCAGCGCCACCGAGUCCGAGGGCAGCCCGCUGCCCAGCAACCAGCCGGCGUUCCCCGUCCAGAUCCUGCCGUAUUUGUACCUGGGCUGCGCCAAAGACUCAGCCAACCUGGACGUGCUCAGCAAGUACAACAUCAAGUACAUCCUCAACGUGACGCCCAACCUGCCCAACAUGUUUGAACACGAAGGGGACUUCAAGUACAAACAGAUCCCCAUUUCUGAUCACUGGAGCCAGAAUCUCUCACAGUUUUUCCCGGAGGCCAUUUCGUUCAUUGACGAGGCCCGCUCCAAAAAGUGCGGCAUCUUGGUGCACUGCCUGGCCGGCAUCAGCCGCUCGGUGACGGUAACGGUGGCCUACCUGAUGCAGAAGCUCAACCUGUCGCUCAACGACGCCUACGACUUUGUCAAGCGGAAGAAGUCCAACAUUUCCCCCAACUUCAACUUUAUGGGCCAGCUGCUGGACUUCGAGCGGACGCUGGGCCUCAACAGCCCGUGCGACAACCACGCCGCGUCACCCACCAACGAGCAACUCUUCUUCACCACGCCCACCAACCACAACGUGUUCCAGCUGGACACGCUGGAAUCCACGUGAGGUCCGCGCAGGAUUGCCAUCUUUUGGGUCGAGGUCAUCCCGUUACCGUGGUAACCACACGGCUGCGCUGGAGGGCGCUAGCAGCCGCUUAAAUGAAUGAUUUAGCUCCGGAAGCUCGAAGCGCGGGAAAGUCGAGGUCGCGGACGACGCCUCAAAAGCGAGAAGUUUUUAAGAAAGCGGAGAACACCUUUCAUCAAGCCAAGGAGACUUUUUCGUACUAAGAUUUUUAGGGAUGGGGGAACACGGAAAAUGUGCCGCACUUGUGAGGCGACCGCCUCCUCACAACCGGAGAAUGUAGAGUCUUCGGAAAAUCUCUCUACGGAUGUAGAGUUUUUUUGAAAACCAAGGAAUUAACAUACACAAGUAGUUGUACUGUAUGUGCUGUUUGUAUGUUAUAGCAGGAAGAAAUGUCUAUAUGCAUUUUUUUGUAUAUUUUUCUGUGCUUUUACGCACAAAUUGAGACUAUGUAUCGAUAUAAAUAUAUAUAUUACACGCAUCAUAAUAAUAAUGGUAUCUUUGUCCAAAAACAGUGAGAUUGUAUAAAUAAACGGAAAAAUGGGAACGUCGUCUUUGAUGAUCCGAUGCAAUUUGCACAAUUGUGUAGCCAAUGGCUUGCUAGCACUGACAUGCAGCCACAAGAAAAACAAGGGUGGGUGGAAGAGGCCAGUCUUGAGAUGGUCCACUGAAAGCACCAAAGCUUAGUCUUUUCUUUGACUUUUGGCCAACUCUAGUUCGCAGUUAGCUAUAACCUUCCCAACGCCGUAUAACCAGAAACACUGGUCGUUUGUUUUGCAACUUCCUGCUCUAUGUCGUCGUGUCACAAGCGAGGCUUUGCCAAACCGGUUUCUCCGACGGCACUGACUUUUUGUACUUUGGAGUCGGAGAGCGGAAGGCAGCAGUUAGCUUAUCUUGACAAGCUUUUGGCAAAGUGCCUCCUUUCUUGAAUACGUACAACCCUCUUUUCACGCUUCAUGUUAAAGCCAGGUCUUACAUCGAGUUCGAUCCGGAAUGGAGGCGUUGUAUUAAAGCCGUAACAUGAGUCCCUUUAGAAUUAAAAAAAGAUUGCCAGAAUUGCCAUGGCAGGAGAAUGACGUUUUAACACCUGACGACUUCCCCUGCUCUAUUGGAUUAGAAGCAAUUUAUACAUCAGGCAAUACUUGUAACAGAAAGCUCAUGUUACGGCUUGGGCGCGGCCAUUUUGUGGAAUCCGAGCAAAAGAGGCACCAAUGGUGUAUAGAUGGAAACUGCACCUAUUCAAUCUGAAUUUGGGCAUGGAACAGGCCCACUUGUUUUCAAAAAGUGUUUGUCUGAAUCACCCAUAAGCCUUGAGUAUAUAAUCUAUGGGAGAAAUAUUCAACCUAAUUGGAUAUAAAUGUGUAUAUAAAAGUGUGAAUAGUCAACAGAUCUAUAUUGUUUUGUAUACCUGAGCAUGCUGCAGUGCUGUAUGACUCAGCCACUAGUUGGAUGUUGCUUUAAAAACGAAAGGAACGGCAAGAACUUUAUUGUUAGUUUACUAAAUUGAGGAUUUUUCCGAGAUUGACGUAAACUCCCGCUGCCCCUUCAAGAUUGACACAACAGUUUUUUUUAGUAGCGUUUGCAAAAGAAGGUACGCCGAACCUCACGCAAGGUUGUUGUUGUUUUAUAUUUUAUAUUUACCUCACAUGUGGUACAUGAAUGGCUUCAUCUUAGCAUAUUUAGCAAUUCUGUUAUUUUUAAAUGUAAAUCCGGGAAAAGAAAAUCUUUCUGUUCAUUCAAAUAGUUCAAUUUUGACUUCAUGUGAUGCUAACAGAAAUGUGAUGCUAAUCCCCCCAAAAAAAGGCAAAUCUCUUGACUAGAACAAAUGUUGCCCCCUCAAAUUCUGAUCUGAUAUUCAAUUAACCACAAUAAUAAGACUUGCGUGAGGUUCGGUGUCUUGAAUCAGAAACCAAACAAGUUGUGUUUAGCAGUCGGUUGUGAGCAAGGUUGGCAGAUGGCCUUACGAACUCUAUCUAUCUGUAUCUCUGACUGUUCAAAACUCUUUGUAUCUCAAUUUUUACAGGAACACUUUGAAACUAAAAUGCAGUAUUUUUUUUUGUUUUGUUUUUUUUACUGCCAAGGGUCACACAUGUCUUUUUACCCUGAAAUAUACACCAGGAUUAUUUUUUAAAAAGACCUCAAAUGUGUCCUUUUGUACUGUAUUAAUGGAAUUAUAGGAUGUCUUAUCGAUGCAUUUGCUUAAUGGCUGCCGCUUGCCCCAACAUGACUUUUUUUUUUAUGUAAUCAAAACCAAAAAUUUUCAAAAUGGCACUUUGUUAUAAUUAAAUCCAAUGGGACAAUUUAAUCUAGGCAAGAAUUUGCUGUGGAAAAAGGAAUUCAGCACUAUCAAACCAUAUUGCUAAAAACGUUGAUUGUUAAACUUUUGCCCAAACAAGAAAAUACAAUCCACUGGCCAUCAAGCUCAAUUUUCGUCUUGUUCGGUUUUAAUGUGCUCUAUGCUAUUCCUGUGGCCUUUUGAUGUUCAUAUAUACACUAUAUAUAUAUAUACACAUAUAUUGAAUAUGUUAUGACUUUAUAUGCAAAUGUUGUUCUACUAAAGCACUAGAGUGGAAAAUGAACCGUCUCCUCUAUCUCACCCCACACAAAAAAAAACACUUAAGUGUUGAACUCUUUCAGUACGCAGCUUUCAUUUUGUAAAAUUGUUGUAUUCCGAGCUUCUUUUCCUGUGUGUUAUUUUCUUCCUUUUUUUUAUAACAAUGAAAAAAUAACUUUGUUUGAGGGGGGGGGGGGUUGAUGUACAUGUUGCCACAUCACGGGAACGAACGUUUCUGUGUCCUAAACAACUUGUAGCCACAGAUGGGUGUCAAUGUGCUCAGGACGGGAGGGACUAUUCAAUGAUAUACAUUAAUAAGGAAAAGCAAUUGACUUAAAAAAAAAAAAAAAAAAAAGGUUACCUCAAUGAGGGAAUUUUCAGGGAUUUUUUGGGAUAAUGUGUCUUUGCAUCGUGUCGCAUUGAAUGGCCCUUUUGUAUUGAAUGGUCGAUGAGUAUUGUGCUGUUUUUAACACAACGUGCAAGCUGUUUGGGCGAGGGAAGGACAGGAAGGGCACGUUGAAGGAAACACCAUUGGCCCAAUGUAUUGUACUGUACAGUAUACUCAAACCACACCACACUUGUUUAUACUGUAAUAAAUAAUGACAUAUUUUUUCUUUA
Syngnathus acus (greater pipefish) is the source of this 4790-nucleotide messenger RNA. RefSeq names its product dual specificity phosphatase 7 (gene dusp7). The transcript has 3 exons. Lineage: Eukaryota; Metazoa; Chordata; Actinopteri; Syngnathiformes; Syngnathidae. The coding region runs from base 455 to 1603 and encodes 382 amino acids. The record is from RefSeq and is a predicted model, not a curated record. Gene Ontology annotation, biological process: protein dephosphorylation; negative regulation of MAPK cascade. Gene Ontology annotation, cellular component: cytosol; cytoplasm. Gene Ontology annotation, molecular function: protein tyrosine/threonine phosphatase activity; MAP kinase tyrosine/serine/threonine phosphatase activity.